GAUAACCCAAAAAAGCCAAAAAACGUAUUGGGCGUUUCCUCAUUGGAGUUAUUGAAUAUUAACAGCCGCGCACUGUAGGUGUGGGGAGAAGGGGGUGGCUCUAUCCCACCUAAUAAACUGCGUAACUCUGCCCUUAUCAGCUACAGACAAGGCGAUAGACUAACUGGCAGCGCAAUAUACCCAUACAGCUCACCUCGGUUUUCUCGGGUCAGCAUAAAUUCGCAUCGCAAAUCCGGCAAUAAAUCAUCGAUAGCACAGUCCUCAAAACAAGUUAUUAGGCUACUGUUUGUCCGCGCUAGGGGAUUACCGCUCCAGCGGCGAGACGCGAAGCCUUCACAGAGAGAGGACGCAGAGAGAGGGACGUCUACCGCUCCAGAGGAGAGCCGAGGGGCUUGGGAGAUCCGCGCCGCACACAUGAAUGAUAUAGCGGAAAUGGUGGCCUUUGUCCUGGGGUUCCUGGGCUGGGUGAUGGCCGGCGUGGCGGUGCCCAACCGCUACUGGAAGGAGUCCACUCUGGAGGGCAGCGUGAUCACCACCACCACCAUCUACGAGAACCUGUGGAUCUCCUGCGCGUCCGACGCCUCCGGGAUCCACAACUGCCGAGAGUUCCCGUCCCUGCUCGCCCUAUCCGGGUACCUCCAGGUGUCCCGAGCCCUGAUGGUCACGUCCAUCGUGCUGGGCUUCUGCGCCACCUUGGUCUCCAUGCUGGGGCUGCAGUGCACCAAAGUGGGCGGAGACAACUACACCCUGAAGGGCCGACUGGCUGGUCUGGGAGGACUCCUCUUCCUGCUGCAAGGGGCUCCCGCCUCUGCCCCUGGGGUGGGAGUGUGGGGCAUGCUGGCGGCCCAGGGCUUGUGCAGGAAACAGCUGUUCACUGAUGGCCACGUGUACAAUACCUUGUGCAAUCGCCCCCCUCCUUUUGAUCAAAGGACAAAUCGAUCUGCUUAG
Messenger RNA from Lepisosteus oculatus (spotted gar), 948 nucleotides. NCBI's taxonomy places the organism in Eukaryota, Metazoa, Chordata, Actinopteri, Semionotiformes, Lepisosteidae. The record is from RefSeq and is a predicted model, not a curated record.